CUUUUAGGCUCGUCGUGUAAAUCGUGAAAUUCCUUUUCACCGAAAGAACAAAAAUCGUCCACUUAGCGACUCUUCCGGAGAAGCGCUCUUCCGCAUCGUUCAGCCCCCAGCUGGAGCUCAGCUUGGAGAAUCACCAAGUGUUCACCAUGUAGAAGUCAAUGGUUCCAAGAACGGUUCGUAACAUCGUGCUCUGUAAAAAACGCACUAAUUAUUUCUGCUAUUAUUUAAUUUGCUUUCGCAUUAGGACUAUAUAUAUAUAUCACCACGGCUGCUUCCACCCGCUCUUCGUGGUCAGGGGUCGUCGCCAUCGGCAUUUAUAUACUUACUGGGACUCUUCUGAAGAGUUUACGACAUUGUGAAGGUCUUAAAAUGAGCAAAUUGAUGCACGCGCGCUUAUCCAGCCUGGGCGAACGAGUCGUUUGUCGUGAGAGGCGAGAGGCAAACAAGGGAUCCGGAACGACGCUGCUUUCCUCCUCUGCUGACCGCUCGAGGAAAACGCGUCAGCCGUCGUUAGUUCCGCCGCAGGACGAAUGGCCGCUGCGACGGGCACGUGGCUCUUAUUAGACACGUGACGUCGUCGGCGUUUAUCUUGCAAGACUCCCUGCUCGCGAGCGUAUUUUGGUAGCGACGGAGGCCGAGAAGUUUUGAGACUGAGCUUGACAGACCGUGGGCUCAUGUCCCUCCAAAAAUCCUUCGACCGCCUUAGUAGAUAUCUCAAUGGCACUUGGCAACGCGAGCGCUCCUUUCCACGCAGUGCUUUCCGCGCCGCCGCACUAAGCCCUCAUUUAGUCUGUUUUGAUUCUCGGCAUCCAUUAGGUCUGCCGUCUUUUGGUAGCGGAGUGGCUUACAGUGACCUAGAUUCGAGUUAAUUGAAGUAAAACUUAUUAUCUCUUGGUAGUCUAAGGCGAGACCGGUUAGGUCACGUGAGUUUCUGGUUAGUAUUCUAUAGGUAGCUUCUAUAUGCAUGACUUGGUCCGGUCAAACUGGCUCAGGCAAAGCCAGGUGAGGGUAGACUAGAUUAGUAUCCUCGUCAAGGAUUUCCCGAGACAAAUUUGGCUUAUAUAUACUUGGCUUAGUCUGGUCAAGUUAGGUCAGGUUAGUGUAAUACUACAUCGAGGUUUGUCCGAGGCUAAGUUUCCUUAUAGGCACGGGUGGUCUCGGUUAGCUCAGGUAAGGACACGUUAAGCUACGUCAGGUAAUUUUAUGAAGAGUUAAGUUACGCUAGGUUAGGUUAAGUCAUAGGUUAGCAUUGGUACGGUUGGGCUUAGUUACCCGGGCUACAAGGAUAGGUAAGAAGGAAGGAAGGUCACGUUGAGCAUCCGGGCGACUGAUCUACGUCGUACGGCGUGUCCGAGCACGGUCCUCGCUCGUCAGGUCAGUCGAGAGACACCGCCGAACACGCGAGGCCAUGCCCCGCGUGCUGGUGAUUGGGGCUGGCGCCAGCGGCCUCGCGGCCGUCAAGGCAUGCCUCGAGGAAGGCGUCGACGUGGUCUGCAUCGAGAAGACAUCGGACGUGGGCGGUCUUUGGACGUACCGCGAGGAGAACGUGGACGGCGUGGCGUCCAUCAUGUACUCGACGACCACCAACACGAGCAAGGACCUGUCCGCCUUCAGUGACUUCCCGCCGCCGCCGGACUUCCCCAACUACAUGCACAACAGCCUCGUGGCCCGCUACCUGGAAAGCUACGCCGACGCCUUCGGGCUCAAGCGCCACAUCCGCUGUUCGCACGUCGUGCUCAGGCUGAGCCCUGCUUCGGACCACGAGCAGACGGGCUGCUGGGACGCCCUGAUCCAAAAUGUGGCCUCCGGCAAGACCUGGACCGAGAGCUUCAACGCCGCCAUGGUGUGCACGGGCUAUGACGUCGCCCCCGUGCUCCCGUCGUUUCCGGGGCUCCUGGACAGGUUCCGGGGCCGCGUGCUGCACACCCGGGACUACAAGCGCCCCGCGGGCUUCGAGGGCAAGCGCGUGCUCGUCGUCGGCCUGGGCAACUCCGGCGCCGACGUGGCCGUCGAACUCAGCGCCGUCGCGGACUCCGUGUACGUGAGCACCCGGCGGGGCUGCUGGACCAUUCCCCGCGUCGGGCCCCGAGGAGAGCCGUUCGACACGGUCAACGUGCGGCGCGUCUGGAACUGGCUCUUCCACCUGCUGCCAUUCGGGCUCGUCUGCCACGUCAGUGAGAACGAAGCCAACGCACGCUUCGACCACGCCGCCUACAACCUGGCCGCGAGGCACCGCAUCCACGAACAGCACGCCACCAUCAGCGACCUUCUUCCGUCCAAGAUCCUGAACGGCACGGUAGUUGUCAAGGGCGACGUCGUGUCUUUUACCGAGGACGGGGUCCUCUUGGAGGACGACCCGACCAGGGCCGUUCCUGUGGACGUGGUCGUGCUGGCGACCGGCUACGGCGCCCACUUCCCGUUCAUCGACUCGAAGCUCGUUCCGGUGCGAGACAACCGACUGCGGCUGUACAAGUUCGUCUUCCCACCGCACCUGGAACGCCACACGCUCGCCUUCAUCGGCGGCGUGCAGCCCGAAGGCAGCCUGUUCCCCAUCUCGGAGCUGCAAAGCCGUUGGGCCGUGGGCGUCUUCGUGGGCCGCUACGCUCUGCCCGGUCGCGCUGCGAUGGACGCCGACGUGGACCUCAAGGAGAGGCACAUCGGACGCCGCUACAUCGAGGGCAGCAGGCACGCAAGACAGGUGGACUGGAUCGACUACAUGGACGAAGUGGCCGAGCUGGUCGGAUGCCGGCCCAGGCUGCUUCGACUCCUCUUCACCGACCCGAAGCUUCUGUGGGCCUGCGUGUUCGGACCCUGCCUCCCGUACCAGUACAGGCUGCACGGACCUCGGCCCUGGCCCAUGGCACGCCAGGAAAUCCUGAGCUUCCAAGAGAACUACAGGAGGGGUCUGAAGACGAGGGAGGUGCCCUGGAAGACGGAAGGAGAGCGCAGAUCCUUCGUGAAACUAACGCUGAUGGUCCUCUCGCUGGUGGCUACCGCAGCGAAGGUCAAGAUAGUCCGGGAGUUUCUGGUCAAGUACGUCACGCUCUUGUGGGGGAUCCGCCUCAAGAUUCGCCACAGGCUUCGUCUGGGAAAGCUGUAUUUGUCCGCAUGAGAAAGCUUGAAGGAAUGUUUGCGGAUACGCUAAAAAGAUUCGUUCAAACUUAA
Molecule: messenger RNA, 3165 nt
Organism: Ixodes scapularis (black-legged tick)
Lineage: Eukaryota; Metazoa; Arthropoda; Arachnida; Ixodida; Ixodidae
Product: flavin-containing monooxygenase 5
Exons: 4
Coding region: 1409-3112 (567 amino acids)
Molecular function (GO): NADP binding; flavin adenine dinucleotide binding; N,N-dimethylaniline monooxygenase activity
Source: RefSeq, a predicted model, not a curated record